AUGAAGUGUACUAGUCACGCCUGCGUCUUCACUGCCUUCUUGGCUGCCGCUUCUUCCGUUCUUGCUUCCGACAUCACUCACGACGACCUCUCAGCGCGGGCCGCUGAUGUUUUCGAAGGAACUCUCUCAGCCAGAAGCAACGCUCUCUUUGACGACGUCGAGUCGCGCUCUCCCGAUCCGCUAUUCUUCCUGCCCGCACUAAUAGGAACAGUCGCCCGAGUGGGCGCCCAGGUAGGCGCUAGGGUCGGCGCUCGCGUCGGCGGUAGGGCUGGUGCCAAAGCCGCUGCCAAAAAGGGUGCCAAGAAAGGGGCUAAGAAAGGUGCCAAAGAGGGUGGAAAACAGGGCGGCGAGGCUGCCCAUAAACGUCAUCAGCAGAAGAAGAACGAGAAGAAGAAGCGGGAUUUUGAAGAUGGAUGGGAGCUUGAGAUGAGGGCGCUCGAUGGGUUCGCGGAGGAGUUUGCGGAGGUUGUGACGAGGGAGUUCAUGGAGAGCUGGAGUGAUUUGGUGGAGAGGGGUGUCUCUGAAGGGGCAGUUGAGGAUGUUUUUGUGAGGGCGCUUGCUGAGUGGGACGAGCUGGAUUAA
This is a messenger RNA of Coprinopsis cinerea okayama7#130, 582 nucleotides long. RefSeq lists its product as hypothetical. Lineage: Eukaryota; Fungi; Basidiomycota; Agaricomycetes; Agaricales; Psathyrellaceae. The record is from RefSeq and is a predicted model, not a curated record. Bases 1 to 582 code for a protein of 193 amino acids. The transcript has 2 exons.